Molecule: messenger RNA, 1338 nt
Organism: Hemiscyllium ocellatum (epaulette shark)
Lineage: Eukaryota; Metazoa; Chordata; Chondrichthyes; Orectolobiformes; Hemiscylliidae
Gene: ccn6
Product: cellular communication network factor 6
Exons: 6
Coding region: 1-1338 (445 amino acids)
Biological process (GO): cell adhesion; signal transduction
Cellular component (GO): extracellular region; extracellular matrix
Molecular function (GO): heparin binding; integrin binding
Source: RefSeq, a predicted model, not a curated record
AUGGAUGUACGAAAGCUCUUCUGGUGUCGUAAAGCAUUCCUGAUGUUUUUUUUUAGAUCCGACGUUAACACAUCUAUAACCCAGGCUACACGCUUACAACAGCUAUUUAAACUCUGCCGAGCCCGCCUGUUUGUUUGCACACCGCAGAUAUCAAAAACGAAGUCAGCUGUCACCAGCAGAUGGGUGAAUUUGGUCCGAAGAGCUCUUACUGUGAAGAUUAUUUUGUCAUCUCUUGGAUCGUUACCUAUUAUAAUUAUUGGGGCCAUUCAUGAGCGGAAUCUCAUGAACUUAAUCCUCAUUUGGAUAUGUUUCAAGUCAAGAAUGAUACCACAGAGUCAUGUGCAGCAAGCACUAGUGAAAACUGGAAGGAAGACAGCAGAAAUUGAAGACGUUCCUGAACGCAGACAAUUUUGCAAAUGGCCGUGCAAAUGUCCACGCAAACCUUUAUGUUUACCUGGAGUGAGUCUGGUUACGGAUGGCUGUGGAUGUUGCAAAACCUGUGCAAAACAAUUUGGGGAGCUCUGCACUGAAGCUGACACCUGUGACCCUCACAAGAACCUGUACUGUGACUAUUCUGGUGAUAAACCUAAAUAUGAAUUUGGAGUAUGUGCAUAUACAAUUGGAGUCGGAUGUGAAUCAAAUGGAAACUAUUAUAAACAUGGGCAGACCUUCCAACCAGACUGUCACUAUAAAUGCAUGUGUGUGAAUGGUGCGUUCGGAUGUACGCCCACCUGUACAAAGAAGCUGGCAGCUGGCCAGUGCAGAAAUCCCAAGGCCAUUAAGAGAUCUGAAUAUUGUUGUGAAAGGUCCAUUUGUGAUAAGACUGGAGUGAACAGCCACCAGGCUGCAAUGUAUAGAGUAAUGUCUGCUUAUAAGGCAAGGCCAAUAACAUGGCGAAAACAAUGCCCUCUUCAAACAACUCCAUGGAGCUCAUGUUCAAAAUCUUGUGGCCUAGGAAUUUCAGUCCGAGUGACAAAUGACAACAGCAAAUGUGAACUUGAAAGAGAAAAUAGAUUGUGCUUUAUUCGACCUUGCAAUCCAAGACUUCCGAAAAAUUUAAAGAAAGGCAAGAAGUGUCUACAGACAUUCAGGCCUUACAAAGCUGACAGGUUUGUUCUUUCUGGCUGCGCAAGUAGAAGAACUUACAGGCCAAUAUUCUGCGGUACAUGCUCAGAUUCCCGUUGCUGUAUUCCUAACAAAGAGAAAACUGUGAAAGUAGAAUUUAACUGCACUGGUGGAGAAAUAAUCACGUGGAAGAUGAUGUGGAUCACAUCUUGCAAAUGUCAACAGGUCUGUAUUGACUCAGAGGACAUCUUCUCAGAUUUGAGACUACUAUAG